ACGUUAACUCCACCCUCAGCCUUCAAAGUAGAACUUUGUGGUGACAGCUCCAACAGGAAGCAUUAGUGCUCAGACUAAAAGAGGAAGAACACUGAAAUCUCAUUUUACCAGUGUUUUUUUUGGGGUAUUGGUGGUGUUUGUCUAGAAAAAUGAGAUGAUAGCACUAAAGUUCAAGAAGCUGAAACGCUGGAUUUUCAUAGCAGCACAGUUUUUUCUGCUUCUGCUCUGGAUCUGCAGGAUGAACUGGACCUUCCACCUCUGGACUCCCAAAUAUCAGACAUUUUCUGCACCAAAGAAAUGCUUUAAUAAACAUCUUGUUCCCCUGGCACAACCAGCAACUCUAGUAGCAGUCAACGGGACAAAAACACUGCUGGUAUCGGCUUAUCUGGAGCACCGCAGUAAAGUAAAAAAGGUUCGUAUUAUUGCGAUUAAACCACGGAAAGAGAAAGCAUCCUAUCUUUGCCACUUGCGAUGUGAGAAGAAGCUGAAAAUCACCCGUGCCGACUACAAAACCCACUCUGAUCACUUCCGCUUUCAUUAUGGGACAGCUGACAUCAUGUGUCCCCUCCCCUCAGGCUGUCCAACACCGUCCCACGUUGCUGUGACUUCUGUUCAUGUCAACCCUGAAGGGACACUUGAUCAGGACUUUCUGGAGGUACAGAACUUAAAGACAGAGUUUCAAUCAUUUCCAUAUAACUUCACUGUCUGCUUCUCCACAAUGUUUGAUUACACCAAUGUGCUGCAGCUGGUGCAGAGUCUGGAAAUGCUGCAGUUACUGGGUGUCAACAAGGUUGUUAUCUAUAAAACCAACUGCAGCCUCGAAACACAGAACGUUCUGGACUACUACACACAUAAAGGUUUAGUGGAGGUGAUUCCCUGGUCUCUGUCCAAAUUUCUUAACGUGUCUAGAGGAUGGUUGCCAAACCACGGUCCUGGUGAACUCCACUACUUUGGUCAGAUUCCUGCUCUGAAUGACUGCCUUUACCGAUACAUGUACAAGACCAAGUAUUUGGCCUUGCACGAUGUGGAUGAGCUAAUACUACCACAGUCUGUCGACAGCUGGCUGGAGUUGUUGCCGCUGCUGGAGAAGAAGUUUGGCGCCAACAAGCGUUACCGCUUUCGGAGUCACGUGUUUCCAAACGACGUCCUGCUGCCUCCUCCAAUUUUCCCAAAUACUCUGCUGCAGCACAGCUGGGGGAACGUGCCGGGCGUCAAUAUCCUUUCCCACUUGUACAGGGAGCCCCUUCCUUCUACCGCGUGGAUUGACUUUAAGAUCAUCGUGAACCCCCGAGAAGUGUUCUCGCUGACCGUUCACGGAGCUCUGAAGUCCCUGAAGCCCUUUGAGUGGGUGACAUCAGACAUGGCACGGAUGUAUCACACAAGAGCCAAAACCCAAACCAAACUGUCUCUGAAGGAUCUUAUUUAUGAUGGCAGGCUGCUGAACUACAGCGACCGGCUCGUACCUGCCGUCAAUGCGGCUCUGAGAGACAGUGGACUCCUGCCUGAGGACAGCGCCUGCUCCUCUGUUUCAACAUGAUCUUCAGUACUGAUCAGAAAGACUUUUUCACAAAGACUUUGCCCCCAGGUUAUGGUGCAGUAGGCUCUAUAAUAAAAAUUGGUGUGUAUUUAUUUAUAUCUAGGGGGAAUCUGACUUGAAAUAUCGGGUUGGGCGACUAUACAUUAGGAUUUAAAAACUGUCCAAAUAAGUUAACCUGUCAGAAUCAAAUGUAAAAGGAUUUAUGAUAGAGUAACAAGCAAACAUACGUUUUCUAUGCAACUGUAAUUGUCACUUU
Molecule: messenger RNA, 1793 nt
Organism: Oryzias latipes (Japanese medaka)
Lineage: Eukaryota; Metazoa; Chordata; Actinopteri; Beloniformes; Adrianichthyidae
Cellular component (GO): cytoplasm
Molecular function (GO): glycosyltransferase activity
Source: RefSeq, a predicted model, not a curated record